Molecule: messenger RNA, 193 nt
Organism: Dentiscutata heterogama
Lineage: Eukaryota; Fungi; Glomeromycota; Glomeromycetes; Diversisporales; Gigasporaceae
Source: the annotation of a GenBank genome assembly
AUAUGCUGUUUGCCUUCACAAGCAAACAGCUACCUGUCUUCACUUAGUGUUCGCUUGGCAGCGUUAUCCAAAUAGCCCGUCUUUUCCUCCCUCUUUUGACGUACCAACAAGAGGGAUAGGAAGAAGAGAAAGCCCUCAAGAAUUUCAAAAUUACAGAAACGAUGACGUCGGCGUUGAUGAAUUAUAUGAAUAG